GACUUUGACAGCAGUGUAGGCUGUUCCUAGUUUAACGUACGAUCUACUGUCAUCAUCUGUCAACCAGGAGGCACCACCUUCUGAAGAUAACGCCGAAGUAGAGGAGUCCCUACAGUAACACAUCAGUAACGUUAGCUGGUGGUGAUGAAGGCAGGUUGUCGGACAUUAAUUCACCUCUCUCUGUUAGUUGUCUGUCCUGUUGUGCCGGUUAACGAGUCCUUUUCUUUACUAGUGACCAGGUUAGCUCUUGUAUGCUCUCUGCUGUAGCUACAUAGAUAAUAGACAUGUUUUUAGCACAUUUGGAGUUAUGGAGAACAUACUGGGAGUCUGUUUCCAGACCUUACACGGUGUUCAUCUGCUCCCUCACGGCCGCACUGUACUAUCUGUGGGGCCGCCAGUGUCAGACACCAGCUCUGGUUUCCAGUAAGGCUUUCAGUGCGUUCCUCCACAAGCACUGUCCUGUAGUGGCUGAGCGCUUCAGUCCCACUCCAUGGUGCUGGGGGGGUCGGUUUCAAACCCUGGUCUGUGCCCUUCUGAAGUCCAGACCCCCUGUCACUUACCGCAAUGAGCUCAUCCGUACCGUUGAUGGGGGUCAGAUCUCUCUGGACUGGGUGGACAACAGGACCAGUGCCACCUACCCAGACUCCUCCACCCGUCCCACAGUGUUGAUCCUCCCAGGCCUGACAGGAAACAGCCAACAAUCUUACGUGCUCCAUGCCAUCAGACAGGCCACCUGCCGCGGCUAUAGAUGUGUGGUCUUCAACAACCGAGGCGUUGGUGGAGAGGAGUUACUGACGCCUGUUACUUACUGCGCUGCCAACACUUCAGAUCUUGAGCGCGUAGUGCAGCAUGUCAAAGGACUUUACCCACAUGCCCCUGUGCUUGGUGCUGGUGUGUCUUUGGGAGGAAUGCUGUUGUUAAACUACCUGGGUCGAAUGCGCACAGAGUCAGGUAUGGUGGCAGGUUUAACCAUCUCUGUCCCCUGGGAUGCACACAAAUCCUCUGCUUCAAUGGAAGAACCACUCAACUGGCUGCUUUUCAACAAAUACCUCACCAACGGCCUGUGUCGUGCAGUCACCAGGCACAGAAAGAUCCUGGAGAAAGUGGUGGAUGUGGACUAUGUGCUGAAGGCACGGACUAUCCGAGAGUUUGAUGAACGCUUCACCUCUUUACUCUUCGGUUAUAAGUCAUGCUCUGAGUACUACCAUGAUGCUAGCCCCGACAGAAAACUCCCAAACACAGCCGUACCCAUCUUGUGUCUCAAUGCUGCUGAUGAUCCCUUCUCUCCCCAGAACGCCUUUCCCCUGACCAUCGUGCAGAGCCUGCCAAAUGUCGCUCUGCUGUUGACGGCCCAUGGCGGGCACAUCGCCUUCCUGCAGGGUUUAUUCCCCCGUGGGGAAAACUACAUGGAGCGUGUUUUCGGUCAGUUUGUCCAAGCCGUCUUUGAACACCCGAAGGAAAUCGUAACAGCCUGUGGCAUUAAGGAGGAGAAGCUGAGCUGAUCACUUCAUCCCUCAUGGUUUCAUGAUAAGAUAAAAAGAAUGACUGCUACAUGGCUGCAGAGAAUUAGAAGACACUGGCAUCAUGACUACAAAAUGCAAUGAAAUGCAACAACACAAAAUGCAUUGCUCAGCUUUGCAUGCCGUCAGCUUACCACAGAAACAUUUGCACAGAGAAUGACCAACUGUAUUGUACAAUCAUUCAACCUCACUGCAGCUAAGCUAAUCUACCUCCUCACCCUCUCAGGAUGUCUUUAAUGAGCAAUCAAAGGUGUAAAGAAGUUAAGAACUCACUGAAAUCUUGCAGCUAAAUCACGUAAAAAGUUAAUAAAUCGUGGUAGAAAUAUAGACAUAGACUAGUUUUACAUUAAUUGUGAGUGCAAUGUAAAUCGCUUGCCGUCCUAACUUCACAAAACCAUUAGUUACUUGCUUGAAAUUGGUGCUUAGAUUUUUAAGUAUUUAAAGAAUAUUUUAAAGAAAAAAUAAACAGAUUAGAAACUUAAGAACAGUGGGUUACUGUUUGUGUCACCUCAUUUGCUACUUUAGUUUGCAAGACUUAUUUUCCUUGACGUGUGUACCAUGCCUUAAAGGAUUGCAUUCACCAUGUUGCAUAAUUUCUUUCUGUACAUACAAUUCUCUGAUGUAAUCCUGUGAACAUUUCAGUUGUUAGAGCUGUCAAUCUUAACCUGAAAACACCCACACAGCAGGAAUAUGUUUAUGAUGCAAAGGUCUGAAAGAAAUAUUUAUCAAUACUGAGAGGGAUUUUAUUAGAAAAAUAUAAAUAAAACAGCUUAGAAAUUAUUUUAUGCCUGUUAAUGCUUUUGAUGUAAGCUGGCUGUAAUGUAUGCAAAAUAUUUCACAAAUCAUCAAACAUUCAAACUGAGCCGACUUUUCUUAACAUUUCAGUGUUGACUUGAUUUUUCUACCUCCUGCCUAUAAUUUAAACAUUAAGUGGUUAUUGAUGCACAUUAUUUAUUUUAUCUGAUGCCAUUUUCAAAUCACAUGUUGAUUAUUAGAUGUUUUGGAGGUAUUUGUCUUGAAUUGAAGCACUUAUAUUAGCUCUAAGUAAUACUAUGUAAUGCACUAAAUAUCUUUCAGAUAUUGAUGACAUUAGCUGAUUUUUUUAAAGGUGUUUUUAAAUCACAACAGUUUGCUGAUUAUAUAACAAACGUCCAUUUUUCAUCUUAGACAAGGUAUUUUAAUUUUGAUGUUAUCUAUUUCCAGAAGCUUUGUUUAUUUUAUUUUGAAGGGUUACAUUUUUCAGCUGCGAUUCAAGACAUGAUAAUACCACUAUGAAAGUAGUACGUGCUAAUUUCUAUUUUAACUGUAUGGUUGCAGUUGUUUACUUGCCUUUUUUGAUUUUAUAUAUCAUUUUUUUGCCUCUGUUUCAGCUGUAACCACCAUCAUAGUGUUAUUGCAAUACCGGUUACCUCUUAAAGGACUUUGGGAAUUAUGAAGUAUCAGUUAUAACUUUUCUUUUUGAUUGGCACUUGAAAUAAACAAU
Messenger RNA from Cheilinus undulatus (humphead wrasse), 3003 nucleotides. Its product is annotated as phospholipase ABHD3-like. The record is from RefSeq and is a predicted model, not a curated record. Gene Ontology annotation, biological process: medium-chain fatty acid biosynthetic process; medium-chain fatty acid catabolic process. NCBI's taxonomy places the organism in Eukaryota, Metazoa, Chordata, Actinopteri, Labriformes, Labridae. The transcript has 9 exons. Gene Ontology annotation, molecular function: monoacylglycerol lipase activity; acetylesterase activity. Bases 285 to 1502 code for a protein of 405 amino acids.